UAUUAACAUUCCAUCGUAUGCUAUAUUUAGAUACACCUUUUAAAAGGACGGCAGUUCACGUGACUGCCUUGUUUACGAGGUGACGUGUACCGGAGAUGCUAACCAGCACACUGCUAUUAGCUAAGAAAGACAGUAGCAGCAAGCAGUGUACGGACCUGUUCAUCUAACGUUACACCUUUACGUCUUCAAACCAAUGACAGAUAUGCGAGCGAGUGAGAAGUGAAGUGAUCCAGUAACCGCUCCCAUCAGCAGACAGCCAUGGCCACUCCUCAUGAUCUACACUUCCAAGAGUUUGAGCAAGCAGCAGAGCUGCUGUCUGCCGACCCGGGGGCCUCCACCCUCAGCGCGGCCGCCUCAAACACCGCCAGUACAGCCGCAGGAGGAGAGGAUGUAAGACUGGAAGUCUCAGAGGACGAGGAGGACCAGGAGGAGAGUUCGGAGCUGUUAGCAGGACAAAAAGCAGCCGGGAGCUUCUGGACCUUUGAGUACUAUCAGUCCUUCUUCAAUGUGGACACAGCGCAGGUACUGGACCGAGUUAAGGGGUCAGUGAUGCCGCUACCUGGAAGAAACUUUAUCAAAAACCACCUGAGGAGUAACCCCGAUCUAUACGGGCCAUUCUGGAUCUGUGUCACGCUGGUGUUCUCAGUGGUGAUCAGUGGGAACUUGUCCACCUUCCUCAGUGAGAUGGAAAACCCCUCCUAUCACUUCAGACCACAGUUCCACCGAGCAGUGACCAUAGCAGCAGUGGUGAUCUUCAUGUACGCCUGGCUGGUGCCGGUUGCUUUGUGGGGGUUUCUGACCUGGCGGCAGGGGGCCGAGAGGCAGAUCGGGGGCUACUCCUUUCUGGAGACGGUGUGUGUCUACGGCUACUCUCUCUUCAUCUAUAUCCCCACCUCGGUUUUGUGGAUCAUUCCGUUUGAGUGGUUGCGGUGGACACUGAUCCUGGUUGCCAUGGGGAUCUCGGGCUCCGUCCUGGUCCUCACCUUCUGGCCUGUUGUCCGCGGCGACACAAAGUUGAUGUCAGUGGCUACAGUGGUGACCAUAGUGGUUCUGCACACACUGCUGGCUGUCGGCUGUAAGAUGUACUUCUUCCACACAGCCAUCCAUGUACCGACAACAACCCCCUCACCCCACCCGCUUCACAUCUCAUUGACCACCACAUCCCACUGAUCCAUAGGAAGGAGGAAGAGAGGAGCAUGGUCUCUGCUGUGUUUGGAUGCAUAGGAAGAAGAACAGGGUUACGGCUGUUCAUUACUUGCCCAUAAACAGAUGGUACGAGUGUGUGUGUGUGUGUGUGUGUGUGCGUGUUUGUCUAAUUUAUCCUGAGGUGACUGAAGUAUUACCUGUCCGCUGCAAUAACUGUACAUCUUUACUGUGGUGUGGUGCAAGUUCAAAAGAAGACACUCAAUAUUACAUUGCUAUCUGGGAAAGAACCAAAUACAAUCAUUAAACCUCGCUGCGACCAUU
Pungitius pungitius (ninespine stickleback) is the source of this 1467-nucleotide messenger RNA. RefSeq names its product Yip1 domain family, member 2 (gene yipf2). The transcript is spliced from 9 exons. The record is from RefSeq and is a predicted model, not a curated record. Gene Ontology annotation, cellular component: membrane; Golgi apparatus. Lineage: Eukaryota; Metazoa; Chordata; Actinopteri; Perciformes; Gasterosteidae. The coding region runs from base 259 to 1170 and encodes 303 amino acids. Gene Ontology annotation, molecular function: small GTPase binding. Gene Ontology annotation, biological process: vesicle-mediated transport.